AUGAUUGACGAAUUCCUGUUCAUGAUGGGUAAAAAGUCAAUUCAACGACACCAACUCUGUGGUUGUGUUUUCCCAUCCGACUAUCGGAGUGUGGCGGCCACAUUUCACAUCCGACGGAACAUCAUUCUGUGGGUCUCGUGCACGGAGAAGCCGAAUGAUUUGAUCACGGAACCUGGUCCAGACGGGGAUGGCAGUUUGAAAACACACGAGGUCAACGGUUCCCCCAACCCGGACGCACAAUCGACCAUCGCGUAUGAUAUUGCUUCACCUGUCCAUGCAACCGGGGCGAGAGUGAAUAAGCGUCCACCACGUUUGCAGCAGCAGCAACAACAACAACAAAAUGUGCCGUCGCAUUGGACACCAACAUCUAAGUUCAGUAGUGAACCACGAGGAUCCGGUAAUUUGAAUCGGAGUACGGAAGAGAAUCACAAUCCGAACGUGGACAAAGCUGUGGACGGGCGGCGCACACCGGUUUCCAUGGGCUCCGGGACAAAGACAAACAAUUCCUGUACAACCGGAGGAGCCGGUGUUGGGAGUCAGCAAAAUUCUCCCGUCAAAAGUAAGUGUUUCAGUUUGAUUUGGGAUUCCCAAUCUCCUCGUCACAUGACGUUUCUACGGUUUUUCGAAUUUAUGUGA
Messenger RNA from Echinostoma caproni, 636 nucleotides. The record is from the annotation of a GenBank genome assembly. NCBI's taxonomy places the organism in Eukaryota, Metazoa, Platyhelminthes, Trematoda, Plagiorchiida, Echinostomatidae.